AUGGAGCUGUGCGGUCCCAACAUGAGGGAGGGCGGAGGAUCUCUCUGCCAGGUGAAGCAGCUAUCCGGCCACAGUGUCCACCUUUGUCACCUGCAGGCCUCUGGACACCACAUACGCAACCUGCCCCACCAACCAUGGGUCAACCACCCAGACCCGGCUAUCGCCUCCAGCCCGACGGUAUCCAUCCGCCACAGGGUAAGCGGAGCCUGCAGCAACCCGGAUUGUGCGGUGUCCAGACUGGGAGAGGAGGCAGCAGUGGCCCCAGGCGUCUCCACAGGGAAGGUGGUGGUGACAGGAGGAGGGGGAUACUUUGGGUUCAGGCUGGGGAGAGAACUGGCCAAUCAGGGGAUGUCAGUGGUCCUUCUGGACAUGAACAAGCUUCCCUGUGAUGUCCCUGAUGGAGCCAUCUUCUAUCAGAGUGACAUCCGGGACUAUUCCUCCCUCUAUAAGAUGUGUGAAGGGGUCGACUGUAUAUUCCACACAGCGUCUUACGGCAUGUCCGGACCGGAACAGCUGAGGAAAGAGCAGGUGGAGUCGAUCAAUGUUGGAGGGACGAAUAACGUCAUAAAAGUGUGUAAGGAGAGAAGCAUCCCCAGGCUGGUGUACACCAGUACAAUCAAUGUGGUGUUUGCUGGGAAACCCAUUGAGGAUGGAGAUGAGGCCUCAGUGCCUUUUGUGCCCCCCGAUGUACACAUCGACCACUACUCCAGAACUAAAGCGACAGCAGAGCAGAUGGUCCUCUCUGCCAACGGACGCUCCCUGAAAGGUGGAGGUCUGCUUCGGACCUGCAUCCUGCGGCCCUGUGGCAUCUACGGACCAGAGGAGAGGAGACACCUCCACAGAGUGAUGUUGAAUGUGGAGCGCCGGUUGUUCAGUUUCAGGUUUGGGGACCCCAAGGCCAGGAUGAACUGGGUUCAUGUAGAAAACCUGGUUGUGGCCCACACGCUGGCAGCCGAGGCUCUCACACUGCAGAGGAGCUGUGUCGCUAGUGGACAGACCUAUUUCAUUAAUGAUGGAGUUUCCGUGAAUCUGUUUGAGUGGUUGACACCUUUGUUUGAAAAGCUCGGCUACAGCAGACCGUUGAUAAACCUUCCUGUUUCACUCGUCUACUCAGCAGCCUUCCUGGUGGAAUAUUUGCAUUUAGUUCUGAGACCUGUGAUAGGAGUUCCCCUGCUCUUUACCAGAAGUGAGGUGAGGAGCAUAGCUGUGAGCCACACCUUCAAGAUCGACAAGGCCCGUCGAGAGCUGGGUUACUGUCCAAAGCGCUACAGCCUCGUGGACUCUGUGGAGCAUUACCUGAAAUCCAGACAGACUCGAUCCAGCUCGGCUCUUUUCAGCGUCUCCUGGACCUCCCAGUCGCCCCGACACCUCCUCGUCAUGUUGCUGCUGGGCCUCAGCCUGCUGCUACUGGUGCUAUCCUGCAUAGUCUCUCCAAACUAA
Anoplopoma fimbria (sablefish) is the source of this 1440-nucleotide messenger RNA. RefSeq names its product short chain dehydrogenase/reductase family 42E, member 2 (gene sdr42e2). The coding region runs from base 1 to 1440 and encodes 479 amino acids. Gene Ontology annotation, molecular function: 3-beta-hydroxy-Delta5-steroid dehydrogenase (NAD+) activity. The transcript has 11 exons. Lineage: Eukaryota; Metazoa; Chordata; Actinopteri; Perciformes; Anoplopomatidae. Gene Ontology annotation, biological process: steroid biosynthetic process. The record is from RefSeq and is a predicted model, not a curated record.